ACAUCAAGCGGACGGGCAUUCUCUUCCUUAUUAUCAACUAGGUUCACUUCUGUCGCAAUGACUGCACUGGCAAGCUCCCGCAGGCGCGGCGUGCCGGCGGCUGGAGCGGCGGCGGCGCAGCUGCCGCGGCUGCUGCUACUGGCGGCGGCGGCGGUGGUGUUGUGCCCCGGCUGGGUGGCCGCACAGCCCUCUGACCCCCUGGAUCAGCUCGUGUCACAGCUCAACACUACUGCUGCUGCUGCUGCUUCCCCUGUUGGCUCGUUCACGCCCGCCGGCCCCCCUCCCGGCUGGCUGCGCGGCCGCACCACCUACUACGGCGGACCCGACUUCUUGUCGGCGGCCUACGACCCCGCCCGAGGGGAGGGCAGCUUCGGCAUCCUGACCUUCGGCUCCUGCGGCUACACCAACACGCCGGGCGGCACCCUGCCCUUCCCGCGCGACGCCGUGGCCGCCUCCGCCGACGCCGACUACGACUACCCGGGCUCCUGCGGGCGCUGCUACCAGGUCAAGUGCGUCGACGGGGCCGUGGCAGCCAACUCCACCUCCUAUGUGCGCAUCACCAACGGUACCUACGACGGCGACCGCUUCCGGCCCUACCUGCCCGCCAUCAAGGUGGUGCGCGACACACGCAACCGCACCUGGCCCGGCAAUCCGGGGGAGGGCCAGGGUCUGCAGGUUGUCAAGUGCUGGGACACAAACAAGGUGAUCACUGUGCGCAUCAUCGACUCCUGCCCCUGCCGCCAAGUGCUCAAGGAGGGUGCACCCGGGGUGGCCAAGGGCGGCGAGGUGCGGCGGCAGGAGUGGUGCUGCGGAGGCCAGAACCACUUCGACCUGUCCUACUUCGCAUUCGAGGACCUGGCACACCCGGUGUACGGCGUGAUGGGUGUGGACUACCGGCCCGUGGACUGCGACUCGGGGGCGCCGCUGCCGCUGCCGCCCGCGCCCGGCUACGUCAGCACCACCGUGUACGACGGCGGCAUUCGGCCGGGCUGGGGCUGGUACACCUACUCCGCCGGGUCCGCGGACCUGGCAGUGCCGGGCGCGGGUCUGAGCAACGACUCCGCCACCUGUGUGCAGCUGUCCCCGGGCGGCGGCCUCACCUUUCGCUGCCGCGCCUGCGGCAUCACACCCGGCUACCAGCCGUUCGCGGGCGCCUCGGGCCUUAGCCUGUGGAUCCGGCCCAACUCCAACUCCUCCGACCCCUUCGCCUCCUCCACGCCCAACAACACGCUACCGCCGCUCAAGCUGUUCGUCACCAGUGACGACCGCGACGCACCCAACGCCAACGGCACCAUCCGCUACUGCUUCAACGAGGUCUACUUCAACAGCACGUCGCCCGCCGCCACGCGGCCAGUACCGGGCUCCAACAACACCUGGUACCAGAUGAGUGUGCCGCUGUCGGCGUUCAAGUGCGAGGGCGCCGUGGCCACCGAGCAGCUGAACCGCUUCGACCUGCAGAACGUGGCGGAGCGGGACGCCUUCUUCUGCCUGGACAAGGUGGCCAUCACCGCCGCCGGUUCAGGAGGUGGAGGUGGAGGCGGAGGCGGAGGCGGAGGCAGAAGCAGCAACGCCACCGGGAGCUGAGGAGCGGUAGCUGAUGAGUCCAUCAAGCAGCCAGCCAUGUGAAGUGCAGUUACAUACUAUACGGUGCGCAUGGCGGCACGCAUAUUAAAAGACUGAAAGAUGCAUGUGCAUGGCAAGAAUGCAUGCGGGACGUUGGUGGGCGUGGACUGACGGUGUUGUUGUUGUUAGUUGUUGGGCGUGUGGCGACCGACGGGCUGCAGCACCGGCACCGGCUGCUUGUGACAGCUGCGGCCGCCGGUCGGGCAUCGGCCCGUGCACCUCGGUAGGGCUAGCCAGCUUGGGGCCUACAUAUGUUUUGCGAGUCCAAUCAUAACAAAUGCAAAGGACCAUUGUUGUAACACAGCUUGCGC
Messenger RNA from Chlamydomonas reinhardtii, 1934 nucleotides. RefSeq lists its product as uncharacterized. The transcript is spliced from 8 exons. Gene Ontology annotation, biological process: plant-type cell wall organization. The coding region runs from base 58 to 1584 and encodes 508 amino acids. The record is from RefSeq and is a predicted model, not a curated record. NCBI's taxonomy places the organism in Eukaryota, Viridiplantae, Chlorophyta, Chlorophyceae, Chlamydomonadales, Chlamydomonadaceae.